Molecule: messenger RNA, 90 nt
Organism: Penicillium digitatum Pd1
Lineage: Eukaryota; Fungi; Ascomycota; Eurotiomycetes; Eurotiales; Aspergillaceae
Source: RefSeq, a predicted model, not a curated record
AUGUCGUUCUUACGUCAUGCCCAUCCUUCAAAUGGUCUUCCCCCCCCCCCCCCCCCCACCCUUAAAAACUCAUUGAAUUGCACUGUAUGA